Messenger RNA from Lycium barbarum (goji berry), 2529 nucleotides. RefSeq lists its product as uncharacterized. Lineage: Eukaryota; Viridiplantae; Streptophyta; Magnoliopsida; Solanales; Solanaceae. The record is from RefSeq and is a predicted model, not a curated record. The transcript is spliced from 2 exons.
AUGCCUAGAUCACGGAUAAAUGGAAAUUUUAUUGAUCAGACCUUUUCAAUUGUAGCCAAUAUCUUAUUACGAAGGUUCUGUAUUACGGGUCAAUCCUACUCUACUAGCGCUAAUAGGCAGCAUAGGGGAAGAAGCGCUACACCUAGGAAUCAACAACACGAAAACUUUGUUCUAAGUCAGCCCUUUCCUUAGCGGGCUUGGGACUAAAAGAAUGGUUGGGACAACAAACAUCCAUCUCGUUCGUCCUUUGGAUACCCGUAUAACCAUCGAAGGCUAUUGAAGUGACUAAUUCCUGGAAAUUAGGAGGCGUUAAAAACAAAGAAAUUGUUGGAGUUAUCUUAUCAUUUCUAUCUAGUCCCAAUAGGCUUGAUGUUAAGAAAGAAUCUCUUGCAGGAAGGUUGGCUAGAGAUUUCUUGUAAAAACACUAGCCCUGCUGAGUUCAUAAUGAGAAUAUUUUUAUCGUUGAAUCUUUUUUGAUUCUAUGUAUUAUUCUCAUUAUGCACAUAAGGGAGGAGCCGUAUGAGGUGAAAAUCUCACGUACGGUUCUGGAACGGAGAUUCUUUCAAUUGAAUGACGACCGUAACGGAUGUCGGCUCAAUCCGAAGGAAAUUACGCGGAAGCUUUGCAGAAUUAUUAUGAAGCUAUGCGACUAGAAAUUGAUCCCUAUGAUCGAAGUUAUAUACUCUAUAAUAUAGGGCUUAUCCACACAAGUAAUGGAGAACAUACGAAAGCUUUGGAAUAUUAUUUUCGAGCACUAGAACGAAACCCAUUCUUACCACAAGCUUUUAAUAAUAUGGCCGUGAUCUGUCAUUACGUGCGACUAUCUCCACUAUAGAAAGAAAAAAAAAAAAAAAAGAAAAAUCUAGUAAAGUAACUACUAGAACCAAAUAGGCUUUCUACAUAUGCAUCGUCUAAAACAACGAUUUUUAUCAGCUGUAGCAAAGAAAGAAACUUGAUAGAAGUCAAAAUAGGAAAAAAUAAAAAUGCCUAGCAACUUUUUUCUAUGGAUAUAAGGCUUUAAUUGAUAGAGAUAGAGGAAGCACCGUAAAGAUCAAUUUGCGAGGUUUUGGGCCGAUACAAUAAUAACUGCGUACUUAUCUCAUGAUGUGAGAUAAAAAUUAGGAAUUAACUUAUGUAAUAGAGUCGAUCCACUAAAGUCUUGAGCAGCGGUGUAGGAUCAGAUCCCAAAGAUAGUAAGUAUUUUCUUUCAUAAGAAAGAAAGUCUUUUUCAAAGAUUCUAUAUAAAUUUAUCUAUGAAACCGAGAUAGUUACCUUUCAUAAAAUUCUAACACUAGUAGAAAAGCCUAUGCUUUAUUCUUCUGAAGGUGGGAAAAAAGAUAAAACUAAAUAAACGGAUUAUUCAUCCAAAUUUCAGUUUGAAACUCAUGUAAUUAACCUAUUUUUCUUUUGGUUAACCCUAAAACUGGGAUAGAUCCAUGAGAAAUCUCAUUAGAUUUUAUUAGAUAUGGUAUAGAUCAAAAUGGGACACCAAAAGAAUUGACUGCUGAGCCGUAUGAGGUAAGAAAUUCUCAAGUACGGUUCUAAGGAAAGGAAUUGAACUACCUAUUCCGGCCGGGGAGAACAGGCCAUUCAACAGGGAGAUUCUGAAAUUGCGGAGGCUUGGUUUGAUCAAGCCGCUGAGUAUUGGAAACAGGCUAUAGCGCUUACUCCCGGUAAUUAUAUUGAAGCGCAUAAUUGGUUGAAGAUCACAAGACGUUUCGAAUAAAAGAAGACCCCGUUUAUUUAUUAUCCUUUAUUUAGAAUCUUAGUCUAUUAUUUAUUUUUUUAUUUAGAAUUUAGAUAUUUGUUAGAAUUAAUUCUUUGUUGGACCCAUCAGAUCAGUUAACUAAAAAACGGAUCGUUCCUUUGCUUUUGGAAGACCCAAUCACAUAAUUUCAUUAUCUCCCUUCUAAGCCUUCUAUUUCACUUCUAUUUCAUCUGCUAUUUUUUAGGAAUAAAAAAGGAUACACAGAUAGAGUACAAAAUAGACUUCUUUUUAUUAUAUUUUUAUUAAAUUAAACAAAAUUCUUAUUAUUAAAACUAAUAAAAGAAACCCUCGAAUCACUAAAUAUAUAUAUACCGGGGAUGUCUCUUAGUAAUGUCUCAUGGCUACUCGCGUGAUUUGGAAUAGAGUAAUUAAAAUCUUCUAGGUAAAAAAUUAAAGAGCUCCAUCUAAUAACUUCUAUGAAUAUACACUAGGUUGCACAAAAAAGUUGUUUUUGGAUCAAUCCAAAGCUCAAAAAGGUUUUUAAAGGGUUAAAAGGUCCGUUGAGCGCCUCAAGGCUAUGUCAUAAUAGAUCCGAACACUUGCCCCGGAUCGACUUCCAGAUCAUAAUUGCUCUAGUAAAUAACUAAAGAAAAUAGAGAGAUAGGAGAUAGAAAAAUAGAAGAGAAACGAACUAAUUAUAGAAAUAUCUCUCUAUCUCUAAGGUUCACUAAUUAUUUGACUGUUGGCGGGUCUCUUUGUAUGUGUUGUCCGGAAAGAGGAGGACUCAAUGAUUAUUCGUUCGCCGGAACCAGAAGUUAAAA